This is a messenger RNA of Prunus persica (peach), 759 nucleotides long. RefSeq lists its product as uncharacterized. The transcript has 2 exons. Lineage: Eukaryota; Viridiplantae; Streptophyta; Magnoliopsida; Rosales; Rosaceae. The coding region runs from base 265 to 759 and encodes 164 amino acids. The record is from RefSeq and is a predicted model, not a curated record.
CAGUAUUGAUGGACCACUUGGCAGUUGGACCUGCGGGGUCCCAGGCGCCUGCCUCAUCAGCGUCAUCAGUGGUGUAGCCUGUUAGCGCCAGGCGGCGUCAUCGGCCCGCCAGCACCACCGACACCACAUCCACUAAUGCGUCGGGGUCACAGCCAGGUAUAGCUUUCCUUUUUCUCCAGUUAAUUUUCUUUUUUAUUUCUUGUUUUUGUUUUUGUUUUUGUGUGUGUGUAUUUUAUUGUUAAAUUUGUUAUUUAUUUAACAUUCAUGUCAUCUUUCUUUGCAGCCAAGAAGAACACUCGAGGGCCGUGUCGGCAGUUGAAGACGGCGAAGGUCACCUGGGUGACCAACAGUCGUAUCAACAUCGGAUACGACGAGCGACAUCGGGCUACACCGACGGUGGAGUUGCAUAGCUCCUUGGCCCACGACAUUGGUUAUGUGAUUCGGAGCUAUUGCCCGAUGCAAUGGAAGUCUUGGAAGGUGAUGCCUGACGAGACCAAGACUGAGGUUCGCGGCCAGUUGUCGACGAACUACAACUUGGAGGACCUUGACGAAGAGUCGUUGGCGUACGUCAACAGACUCUUCUCUGAGAGGUACAAACAGUGGAAGAGCGACUUGCACCACCAUUUUGAGGCGUUUGUUGAUCCGCAAGUCGCUCUUCAAGAGGGUUGCCCGAAAGAGCUUGAGGCCCUGGAGGAUAGUUGGGCGUGGCUCUGCGCUCAUUUUCAGGCGCCCGCUUUUGUGGUAAUUUUUUAUAUUUAA